UUGAGUAGCAGGAUAUUUUCUAAAAGCUUUACAUUUCAGGUGCAAAAACAUCUUCAUUUGAAAGUGGACCGUGAUAAUAUAACUCCAUUUGACUUGUAUAAUCGCAUACUGAGAUUUAAAAAUUAUCUUGUCGCUCUAGUCAAUACGGUCGCCAUGUAUGGACUUUUAAAUUUGAUAUUUUUCCCCUUGGUAUUUUUAUAUCAAAUUCUGUACGCAUUUUUCACAUUAUCUGAACUAAUAAAACGUCGUCGUGAUGCUUUGGGGAUGCGUCGGUAUUCGAACUAUGGCAGGUAUCGUAUGAGGCACUUCAAUGAGCUUAAUCAUGAGCUGACGGCACGUCUGAAUAGGUCGCAUGUCCAUGCAAAUGCUUAUUUGAACCAAUUUACCUCGGCAUUGACCGAGAUAUUCGCAAAGAAUGUUGCAUUUAUUGCUGGAGCCAUUGCUGGAGUUUUGGCUAUCCUUGUCGGCUUGGGACGAGGACGUUCUACAGGUGAGGCCUCUACGUGA
This is a messenger RNA of Cooperia oncophora, 507 nucleotides long. The record is from the annotation of a GenBank genome assembly. NCBI's taxonomy places the organism in Eukaryota, Metazoa, Nematoda, Chromadorea, Rhabditida, Trichostrongylidae.